AUGUCGAUUAAACGGGCCCUCUCCAAGGCCAUUCGGGGCCAUGUCAAUGACGAUGACUCGUCGGGCUCCCACGUUCGCUCGCUCUCUCUACCGCGCAUCUCGACAUCGCGCGAUAAUCACCCCUCCCAUUCCCCCACCGCUUCCCCUCGUCGCAGUAUCCUAGGCAACUUCUUCCGUGAGAAGGACUACGUCUCAUCCUCUGAGGAUUUCUCGGAUGAUUCAUCCUCCACGGGCAAUCUCAGUAAGAACCAGCAGAAACGACUCGUGCGCCAGCAACGCCGCAAUGAACGCUCUCGCCUCAGUGAAGAGCAAUUCUCCGAGUCUGACCACCGACGGAAGGAGGAGGAGCUCGCCAAGGCAGCUGCCGACGAGACGCCAGAGAUGAAGGCCCGUUAUGGUGACCUGCCUCUAAUGCAGUCGCAGAGCCGCCCACGCGAGGAGCGGAUCUCUCUUGAUGCAAUCACUCCGGAUAUGGAGGGACAGGAGGUUUACUUCACGGCACGCUUGCACGUUGUGCGUCGCAUGAGUGCGAAGCUGGUCUUCCUCGUGUUCCGUCAGCAGCUGUCUACCUUCCAAGGUGUGCUGCAUGAGCGCCCCGGCGUCUCCUCCAUCGCCAUGAUCUCAUGGGCUGAGCAUCUCCGCGUGGGCUCCUUCUUGCGUGUCCGCGGCAAGAUUCAAAAACCCGACGUGCCAGUUCUGGGCUGCAGUAUCCACGACGUCGAGCUGGCUAUCGACUCCGUGCAUCUGCUCGUCAAGCGCGAGGAGCCCGUGCCUUUCAGUGUCUACGAGGCUGAGAUCCGCACCAACGAGGAGGACAAGGCUGAAGGUCGUCGCAGCCAUAUCCCCGAUCGCACUCGUCUCAGCAAUCGCUUGCUCGACCUUCGGACGGCCACCUCUCAAUCCAUCUUCCGGCUGCAGUCAGCAACCUGCAAUCUUUUCCGUAGCGCCCUCGAUGAACGAGGGUUCAUUGAGAUCCACACUCCCAAGCUGCAGGGUGCUGCCACCGAGUCUGGUGCCAGUGUCUUCCAGGUCAAUUACUUUGGUCGUCCUGCCUUCCUAGCUCAGUCUCCCCAGCUGGCCAAGCAGAUGGCUAUUGCCGCCGACUUUGGUCGUGUGUAUGAGAUUGGUGCCGUCUUCCGCGCCGAGAAUUCUAAUACCCAUCGUCACUUGACCGAAUACACUGGUCUGGAUAUCGAAAUGGCCAUUGAGGAGCACUACCAUGAGAUGCUCGAGACUCUGGAUGCUACUAUCAAGAACAUCUUGAGUGGUGUCUACACCAAGUAUCGCCGAGAGAUUGAUGUGGUCAAGCACCAGUUCCCAUCAGAAGACGUCGUGUGGUUGGAGAAGACACCUAUCAUUCGCUUCACUGAUGGAAUCCAAAUGCUGAACGACUCGGGUUGGCGAAGCGAGGAUGGCAACCUUCUUCCAGUGGAUGAGGAUUUGGCUACUCGCGAUGAAAUCCGUUUGGGCCAACUGGUCAAGGAAAAGUACGGCACCGACUACUACGUCCUUGACAAGUUCCCCCGCGGUGCCCGUCCCUUCUACACCAUGCCGGAUCCCGAGGAUGACAAAUUCACCAACUCGUUCGACAUGUUCAUUCGUGGCCAGGAGAUUGUCUCUGGUGGCCAGCGUAUUCACGAGCCGCACAUGCUCGAGGAGAACAUGCGCAAGUCUGGCAUCAACCCCGAAGAUAUGGAGGAGUAUCUCGAGGCGUUCCGCUGGGGUGCCCCACCCCAUGCUGGUGCCGGUGUUGGCCUCGAACGUCUGCUGAUGCUCUUGCUUCAAGUGGGCAACAUUCGUCUCACCUCGCUCUUCCACCGCGACCCUAAGAGUUUGCCCGCCAAACCUCCGGUCCAGCAGCUUCGCCACCCCGAGGCUUCCACUAUCGAGCCUCCUUGGCACGAACGCUCCCAGUUGGCUGCUGAUGCCAGCGAGCUGCAGCCGCUGGAGAAGUUGGUUGCCAACUACGGUGACGCCACCUCCACUUCCUGGUUCGAUGACCGAUUCAAGAUCUGGCGUGACAUGGCCACCGGUGCUGCCGUGGCUUACGUGCCCAGCACCAGCAACUAUGUCAUCAUCCCCGGUAACCCCGCGUGUGAUCCUUCCCAGUACUCUCGUACCAUCACACAGUUCCUGCAGUGGCUGCGUCGGGAGACCAAGUUCAAGCCUGUCUGGAUUCUCUGCUCUCCCGAGGUCGAGACUAUUCUAGGCGAGCGCCUGGGCUGGCGCAGCUUGUCCUGCAUUGCCGAAGAGCGUGUUGAGCCGUCGCGCAACCAAGCCGCCUCUGACGGUGAGAUUGCCCGCAAACUGCGCCGUGCCGAGAGCGAGGGCAUCAAGGUUGUCUCUUUCAGCCAGGGUGAGCUGCCUCCCGAGGAAAUCCGCAAGAAGAUCGAUGAACGCGUUGCCCAAUGGCUUGCCAACCGCAAGGGUACACAAGUUCAUCUGUCCGAGAUCCGUCCGUGGAUCGACGCCGAGCACCGCUGGUAUUUCUACGCCAUGGACAAGGAGGGCACCAUCUGUGCCUUUGUCGCGCUGGCGAUGCUCUCCCCUGCCCACGGCAUGCAGGUCAAGUACAGCUUGGACUUCCCCAACUCACCCAACGGUGUCAUCGAGUAUAUCGUUACACAGGCCAUCCAGACUGCUUCCAAGGGCGGUGUCAGUGGUCUGACCUUCGGUGCCGGUGCUACCAGCAAACUCAUUCCCGGCCACAAUCUGCACGGCACCAAGAUCAAGAUGCUGGAGCACACCUACGAGGCUCUGGCCAAGCAAUUCCAUCUCGUGCGGAAGAGCGAGUUCCGUGCCAAGCUGGGUGCCACCGAGGAACCGCUGUAUAUCUCCUACCCAGCUCACGGUCUCGGUUCCAAGGGUAUCCGUGCCGUGCUGAAUUUCUUCGAGGAUUAA
Molecule: messenger RNA, 2901 nt
Organism: Penicillium cataractarum
Lineage: Eukaryota; Fungi; Ascomycota; Eurotiomycetes; Eurotiales; Aspergillaceae
Gene: erdS
Product: aspartyl-tRNA synthetase, cytoplasmic
Exons: 1
Coding region: 1-2901 (966 amino acids)
Biological process (GO): aspartyl-tRNA aminoacylation
Cellular component (GO): cytoplasm; aminoacyl-tRNA synthetase multienzyme complex; cytosol
Molecular function (GO): ATP binding; aspartate-tRNA ligase activity; RNA binding
Source: RefSeq, a predicted model, not a curated record